Setaria italica (foxtail millet) is the source of this 1507-nucleotide messenger RNA. Its product is annotated as probable WRKY transcription factor 12. The coding region runs from base 43 to 918 and encodes 291 amino acids. Gene Ontology annotation, molecular function: sequence-specific DNA binding; DNA-binding transcription factor activity. The transcript is spliced from 3 exons. Gene Ontology annotation, biological process: regulation of DNA-templated transcription. The record is from RefSeq and is a predicted model, not a curated record. Lineage: Eukaryota; Viridiplantae; Streptophyta; Magnoliopsida; Poales; Poaceae.
UAUCACACGCCGGCCACGAAUCCACGAUCGAUCCCCGCUCACAUGCACUUUGCUCCUACUUGGGAAAGCAAAGCUAGAGAGAGGAACAAAGUAGAAAGGGAAGCUGAGAGAGAGAUGUUCCCGUCGCCAGGGAGGGCGGUGAUGGCGCUGGGCCACGGCCAGCACAGCUCGUCCACCGCCGGUGACGCCAUGGCGGCGGCGGCGGCGGCAGCUUCCUCCACCCCCACCAUAACCUUCUCCUUCCAGCCCUCUCCUCCGCCAACGAGCUCCCUCGCCCACCAUGGCGUUCUAGGUUACAGCUCGCUUCUCCUAGACCACCCAACCACCGCCACCACCUCGUCUUCCUCCUCGCACGCGCCUUCGUCCACCAUCCCUCCCCCCACCCUCCACCACCUCCAUGCAGCGCACGUUUCCCCUCCAACGAGGUCAUCGCCUCCUCCUCCUCCACACCCAUGGUCGACCUGUGAUGAAGGGCAUGACCAAGGUCAGGGCAGGCAUCGGGGGAAGGGCGCUGCGGCGGUGAGCGAGGGGUUGGCUGCCGGCGGUCACAACGGCGCGGCGGCGGCGCUGGGGGUGGGCGCGGUGAGGAUGAAGAAGGCGGGCGGUGGCGGAGGGAAGGCGCGGCGGAAGGUGCGGGAGCCGCGGUUCUGCUUCAAGACGAUGAGCGACGUCGACGUGCUCGACGACGGCUACAAGUGGCGCAAGUACGGCCAGAAGGUCGUCAAGAACACGCAGCACCCCAGGAGCUACUACCGCUGCACGCAGGACAACUGCCGGGUGAAGAAGCGAGUGGAGCGGCUGGCGGAGGAUCCCCGCAUGGUGAUCACCACCUACGAGGGCCGCCACGUCCACUCACCAUCCCGCGACGAAGACGACGACGCCGCGCGCGCAAACGCCGAGAUGAGCUUCAUCUGGUAGUGGUAGCUAGUAGCUUCCAUUGCCGGCCUAGAGCAAGCAGCAGCUAGCUGAGAUCAGGCGUCUCCGGCACAGGGGGGGACACACCGCGCCGUCGUCGCUUGUGGCCGGUCAAGUUUCAUCAGCUAGCUGGAUCCUGAACCCGUCCAUCAAAUUCGUGUCUAUGCAUGGCAAUAUCGAUCUUUACGUCAUGUCGGCGCUGGUAAAUUGCAUGCGUUGUGUGAAUUACUCCUACUGUUGUAGUUAAUUAGCGCAUCCAGGUUAUGAACUGAUGGUAAUAUAUAGUAGAAACGUACUAUAGAAUUAGCAAUAUUUACUGCCCUUCUUCGUGAUACUAGCUAGCUUGCUGCUUUAGAUUUUAAAAAAAAGUUAAGUUGGUGUUGAUGGUGCUACUGUGCUAGGCUCUUCCACCUCCACUUAAUAAGGUCAUCUGCCGUAGAUGGGUAUAUGAGCAACUUGUGGAAUCUUCGGCGGAGGAUGCAUGGGACCAUAUAAUGAUGUGUAUGCAUGUAUGAUGUGUGAUGAUCUGUUUUUUUUCUCUCGCUUUCCUUGCUAUGUGCAUAUACCAAAUUAAAUUUUAAAAAUUUCACGA